AGGUUAGGUUAGGUUUGCCAGUUUACUCUAAUGUUUGGCAAAGGAUCGGGAUAUUUACUUCUUUGUCGCUAGUCACCUCAAAGGAUUUGUGAGGUGCAUCAUCUCCUUGUGAAAUUCUCCGAAAACGAUGGCUGUCUCCAAAGCUCUUGCAGGGGUAGCUCCUGCCUACUCACGAAUACUGUCAUUAUUCCCACCAGACAUAAAUUUUUGCUUUGCUUAUGGAUCUGGUGUUAUAAAGCAGGCGGGAGUCAGUUCCAAGAGCUCCAAUAUGAUCGACCUUAUUUUCGCUGUUAAUGACUCACACAGUUGGCACAAACAGAACAUUGAAAUGAACCCCACCCAUUACUCGUUUCUGAAGUGGUUGGGUGAAAGCUCUGUUGCUGCCUAUCAAGACCAUUGGGGAGCCAAGGUAUAUUUCAACACUUUGGUGCCAAUUCCUUCCGAAAAUGUGAUGAUCAAAUAUGGUGUUGUGUCGCAAUCAUCACUUGUGUCUGAUCUUCUGGACUGGAGUCAACUUUAUCUUGCGGGCCGUUUGCACAAGCCCGUCACAGUUGUACGACCAACAAGUGACUCAGAAUUACGUUCUGCCCUUCAGAAGAAUUUACAUAGUGCUGUUCAUUGUGCUUUGCUACUAUUGCCUGAACAUUUCACUGAAAAACUUUUGUACAGAACAAUCAUAGAACUGUCAUAUAAAGGAGAUUUUCGAAUGAUAUUUGGUGAAGACAAAAACAAAGUAGAUAAUAUAUUAGAACCACAGUUUGAGUUACUUCAAGCAAUUUAUCGACCAAUUAUCAGAAGCCUUCAUGAUUAUAUGGAUGUCCAAGAGUCAGGGCUCUGCUGCCAAGAUCCAGGCACUUUGGCCAAACUACAUCAUCUUAAUCAACUCCCUAGAACCCCUCAAAGAGCAUUAGUUCGCUUUUGGAAUCGAGGGAGUGGGAACCUACGCCAAGAUACUGAAGACGUUCUACGAGCUGUAGCCCAUGAUCCCGAAUGUAGUUCAAUAUUACAAGACAGACUCCAAGAUAUAGUAUGGGCUUCAAGUGUAAGACAGAGUAUUAAAGGCAUUUUCACUGCUGGCAUUAUGAAGUCUAUUCAGUACAGUGCAAAAAAAAUAAAUAAAAUGUUAGCGAGUUCAAAGAAAGCAUUGUAAUAUAUUUGUUGACUAGUCCUCGUUUAUCUCCUGACCUAUCUUUUAAAUAAAUUAUUGCAACAGU
Thrips palmi is the source of this 1214-nucleotide messenger RNA. RefSeq names its product phosphatidate cytidylyltransferase, mitochondrial. Gene Ontology annotation, molecular function: phosphatidate cytidylyltransferase activity. NCBI's taxonomy places the organism in Eukaryota, Metazoa, Arthropoda, Insecta, Thysanoptera, Thripidae. The transcript has a single exon. Gene Ontology annotation, cellular component: mitochondrion. Bases 128 to 1150 code for a protein of 340 amino acids. The record is from RefSeq and is a predicted model, not a curated record. Gene Ontology annotation, biological process: CDP-diacylglycerol biosynthetic process; cardiolipin biosynthetic process.